UUGAGUUUCAAAUCUAGUCUAAACCCAAAAACAUGGCUUUGACGUAUUCAAGAUCAGUACUUCAACAGUUAUCGUCGUUUUCCCCGGCUUUAUUAAGUCCAUUCCUGUGGCGUCGCUUGACUGAGCACGGUAUCACUCGCAUAAAAUCCACACGUCGGGGCUGCCGUGGCGGUCGCAGAAAGCGAGGUAACAGUGUAUCGUGCCUAGGGACUGCAAGACAAUUCCGUACCAACGUCUCUCCAACUCCAAAGGAAGAUGAUUCGAUGGGUUCUGACCAAAUUGCUGCACUGGACCACGAAUCUAGUAAUUUGCAUAACCGCUCGUCGAGCUUCUUAAAUAUUCAAGCGUAUGGUUGGCCAGAUAAUAUGCCGAGAGAGGAGAAAUCGCGCUUUGCCCUGUUGGUACCACUAAUUAUAUUCCACAAGAAGAAGAAUACCUCUUGACGAUGGCUGACGUAUCAAAAGUUCAACUUCGAGCUAAACUGGUUGUUCUAAGCUGCUGUCACAGUGGACGCGGAGAGACUAAAGUAGAAGGAGUCAUUGGAAUCGCUCGGGCGUUCUUGG
Stylophora pistillata is the source of this 563-nucleotide messenger RNA. RefSeq lists its product as uncharacterized. The record is from RefSeq and is a predicted model, not a curated record. Lineage: Eukaryota; Metazoa; Cnidaria; Anthozoa; Scleractinia; Pocilloporidae.